AUGAGUUAUAUAGUUUCACCGGACCGUCCUAAGAAUCAAAAAGAUUCACAAAAUACGAAGCCAAUCAGGGUCAAAACUAAGGUCACACACGCUAACCCACGCCUGUCAACUGAAAUGGGCAGGGCCAUAUUGCAAGGUGUACCGAAGAUGGACCGCCUAAGCGGCCCCUUUGCAGCGACCACCAGGAAAGAGGAAUGUGGGAAGCGAUAUUAUAAGAAAUUCUGGGGAGAAUCGGAUGCAAGAAACAAAUCCAAAUGUAAUGUUCAGGAGACCCAAAACGGUGGACGCGUGUAA
Molecule: messenger RNA, 294 nt
Organism: Pieris macdunnoughi
Lineage: Eukaryota; Metazoa; Arthropoda; Insecta; Lepidoptera; Pieridae
Source: the annotation of a GenBank genome assembly